AUGAAGUGGCUCUUGGCCCUUCCGCUGGCUGCGACCACAGAGACCGCCCCGCGAUGUGAUUUCGAAGUCGUUCAUGCGGACUUGCUGAAGGAAGGCUUCGAAAGCGAAUACUUUCAUCCUAUCCUCAUCCAGGGGACGCCGUGGGAGAGAGAGCGGGCGUCGCUGGCCUCUUUCCGACGUGUCUUUGGCAACUACACUGUACGACUAACCCACAACUUGGAAUUCCAGUCAAGAGCCGGCUCCAAGCCCGAAGCGAACACCAGCACGUUCAGUGAAUGGGCAGACACACUGUUCCAACAACAGAGUGUCCCAUAUGUCUUCGAAUUCUGCGCCAAAGAUCUCUGCGAGCAGAUCGAAUCUACGUAUGGUAUCCCGCCAUACCUGAAGAAUUCUUGCCUGAGUUUGUACAUGAACACAGGCACCAUCGCCAAGGGAGUUGCCUUCCACCAGCACAGGCAAACCUGGGGGUGGCUGCUAGCAGGACGCAAAGUCUGGUACGUCGCCCCGCCGGGGACGCUGAAGUUUCAGCCCCACAAGCACGUCGAAGAGGAGAAGCUGCAGAGCGCCGGCGCUGGCGUGCAGCGCUGUCUUCAAGAAGAGGGCGAGAUCGUCUUCCUCCCUCGCGAUUGGUGGCACGCGACUUUCAACAAAGCCGAGUGGAACCUGGCAAUAGGUGGCCAAGGUGAAAUCAGCAGCAGUGCGUUUGACGCAGUGCGAGGGGCAGAUGCAGCAAAGAUCCGCAAGCUGCCCAAGGAGGAGGUGAAAGGGGUGCUGCAGUCGGCAGUGGAGAACGGCCAUCGAGAGGUGCUGGAGCUUCUGAUCUCGGCGAAGGCCCGAGUCUUCCCGCAGGGCCGCGAAGGCUGGACGGCAGUGCACGAGGCCGCCAGCAACGUCGGCGACCGGAAGCUUUUGGAGAUGCUGGUGAAGCACAAGCUUGACUUAGCAGCCACAGAUGGAGCAGGCAAGGUGGUUGCGCACCACCAUCCCUCGGAGCCGGUCCUGGGCUUUCUGCUUGAGCAGCGGGCUGAUCUCGCUGCUGCGGACGCGGGUGGCGUGACCGUUGCCCACGAAGCCGCGAUGCGCGGCCACGUCGCUGCCCUUCGGCUCUUGGCUCAGGCUGGGAUCUCGCUGACGGAUCAGUGCAGCAACGGUGCCACCCCUGCGCACUUUGCAGCAUUCGACGGUCACACAGGAGUCCUGCGGGAACUUUUGGCCAGCCGCGCAGAUCUCCAUGCCCUGGACCAUGCCGGUGGGUCGCUGCUGCACCAUGCUGCAUCGCAGGGCCAGACAUCUGCGCUCGCUUUGCUGCUGGGCGAGGGUGUCCGUGCAGGACCGGACGCUUUCGGACGCACUCUGAUGCACGAGGCGGCGGCCACAGGCUUCCCGGAGGCAAUGCAGCUCCUCCGGCAACGCGGAGAGGAUCCGCUUGCCCAGGAUGGUGACGGCCGCUCUGUGGCGCAGUAUGCCGCUGAGGGCGGACACGCAGAAGUGCUGAAGCAGCUCGUCUCCUGGGGCGUGGACCUCCGGAACCUGGACCGUGAGGCCGUGGAGGAUCCCGCGGUGCUGGAGCUCCUGAACGCCAGCGCAUUCCGUCUAUCGUUUCGACGAGGCUUCUCAGCCAAAACAUUCGAGGCAUACAAGUGGGUGGGGGCGGAGGUGUCGUCCGAGGGUGCAGCCAUGGGCAAAUUCCGGCUGAUAGAGCUGGUACGACCAUGCAUGUGUGUCCUGCCGGAAGUCGCCACCCCGGACCGCAGGAUCCCCUUCCGUGAGAAGAUCUUGUGGACGGGCAUCUCGUUGUUCGUCUUCUUGGUGUGCUGUCAAAUUCCGCUGUACGGCAUCUCGGCCAACAAAUCCACCGACCCUUUCUACUGGAUGCGUGUGAUCCUUGCAUCGAACCGCGGCACUCUGAUGGAGCUGGGCAUCUCUCCGAUUGUAACCUCAGGCAUGGUGAUGCAGUUGCUGGCCGGGUCCAAGCUUCUCGAGGUGGACCAAUCCCAGAAGGAGGAUAGAAUGCUCUUUCAAGCGGCACAGAAGCUCUUCGGCAUGGUCAUCACGCUGGGACAGGCCAUGGCAUAUGUCCUGAGUGGCAUGUAUGGCCCCGUGAAGGACCUGGGCGCCGGCAACGCGAUCCUGAUCAUCCUGCAGCUCUUCUGUGCCGGGGUCAUCGUGCUGAUUUUGGAUGAACUGCUUCAGAAAGGCUAUGGCUUGGGCUCAGGCAUCUCCCUCUUCAUUGCGACCAACAUCUGUGAGACGAUUUGCUGGAAAGCCUUCAGUCCAACCACCAUGAACACAGGCAAAGGACCUGAGUUUGAGGGUGCAGUGAUUGCACUCUUCCAUCUGCUGAUCUCGAGGAGCGACAAAAUCACGGCGUUGAAAGAAGCUUUCUACCGGCAGACCGCUCCAAACAUUACCUCACUCUUCGCAACAAUUCUGGUCUUCUUCUUCGUGAUCUACUUUCAAGGCUUUCGCGUGGACCUCGCCGUCAAGAACCAAAGGGUCCGAGGCCAGAUGGGCUCGUAUCCGAUCAAGCUUUUCUACACAUCCAACAUCCCGAUUAUUCUGCAGACGGCGCUGGUCUCCAACCUGUAUUUCUUCUCUCAGCUGCUUUACAAGCGCUUCAAGGCGAACAUGUUCGUGAACAUGAUCGGCCAGUGGCAGGAGACGGAGAUCACCGGCCAGUCGAUUCCUGUCGGUGGCCUCGUGUAUUACAUCUCGCCGCCGCACUCCUUCGGGGAGGUUUGGGAAGACCCCAUCCACGCGCUCUUCUACGUCGUCUUCAUCCUGGUCUCCUGCGCGCUCUUCUCCAAAGCAUGGAUCGACGUCUCGGGCUCCUCCGCGCGCGACGUGGCGAGGCAGCUGCGAGAGCAGCAGCUCAUGAUGCCAGGCUACCGAGACUCCGAUCUGCCCAAGGUCCUCAACCGCUACAUCCCAACCGCUGCUGCCUUCGGCGGUGCCUGCAUUGGAGCGCUGACGAUUGUCGCCGACUUUCUGGGCGCGAUCGGUAGCGGAACAGGGAUCCUGUUGGCGGUGACCAUCAUCUAUGAGUACUUCGAGAAGAUCUGCAAGGAGGAGGGAGCUGGGGCGUCAUUUUUCUUCUAG
Symbiodinium sp. CCMP2592 is the source of this 3099-nucleotide messenger RNA. The record is from the annotation of a GenBank genome assembly. NCBI's taxonomy places the organism in Eukaryota, Dinophyceae, Suessiales, Symbiodiniaceae.